Messenger RNA from Lutra lutra (Eurasian river otter), 7769 nucleotides. RefSeq names its product cyclin T2 (gene CCNT2). Lineage: Eukaryota; Metazoa; Chordata; Mammalia; Carnivora; Mustelidae. Bases 45 to 2273 code for a protein of 742 amino acids. Gene Ontology annotation, molecular function: cyclin-dependent protein serine/threonine kinase activator activity. Gene Ontology annotation, biological process: regulation of transcription by RNA polymerase II; positive regulation of DNA-templated transcription, elongation. The record is from RefSeq and is a predicted model, not a curated record. The transcript has 10 exons. Gene Ontology annotation, cellular component: cyclin/CDK positive transcription elongation factor complex; nucleus.
ACGGGAGGGGGGUGGGUGAGGGAGCGGGCGCAGGAGGAAGUGUCAUGGCGUCGGGCCGUGGAGGUUCUUCUCGCUGGUUCUUUACUCGGGAACAGCUGGAGAACACGCCAAGCCGCCGCUGCGGUAUGGAGGCGGAUAAAGAGCUCUCAUACCGCCAGCAGGCGGCCAACCUCAUCCAGGACAUGGGACAACGUCUCAAUGUCUCUCAGCUUACAAUAAACACUGCGAUUGUUUAUAUGCACAGGUUUUAUAUGCACCAUUCUUUCACCAAAUUCAGUAGAAAUGGUGAAGGGGGUGGUCUCAAAUUGAAUAUAAUAUCACCUACUGCAUUAUUUUUGGCUGCAAAAGUGGAAGAACAGGCUCGAAAACUUGAACAUGUUAUCAAAGUAGCACAUGCUUGUCUUCAUCCCCUAGAGCCACUGCUGGAUACUAAAUGUGAUGCUUACCUUCAACAGACUCAAGAACUGGUUUUACUUGAAACCAUAAUGCUACAAACCCUAGGUUUUGAGAUCACCAUUGAACAUCCACACACAGAUGUGGUGAAAUGUACCCAGUUAGUAAGAGCAAGCAAGGAUUUGGCACAGACAUCCUAUUUCAUGGCUACCAACAGUCUACACCUUACCACCUUCUGUCUUCAGUACAAACCAACAGUGAUAGCAUGUGUAUGUAUUCAUUUGGCUUGCAAAUGGUCCAAUUGGGAGAUUCCUGUGUCAACUGAUGGAAAACAUUGGUGGGAAUAUGUGGAUCCUACAGUUACUCUAGAAUUACUAGAUGAGCUAACACAUGAGUUUCUACAAAUAUUGGAGAAAACACCUAGUAGGUUGAAGAGGAUUCGAAACUGGAGGGCUAAUCAGGCGGCUAAGAAACCAAAAGUAGAUGGACAAGUUUCAGAAACGCCACUUCUUGGCUCAUCUUUGGUCCAGAAUUCCAUUUUAGUAGAUAGUGUUACUGGUGUGCCUACAAACCCAAGUUUUCAGAAACCAUCUACAUCAGCAUUCCCUGCACCAGUACCUCUAAAUUCAGGAAAUAUUUCUGUUCAAGACAGCCAUACAUCUGAUAAUUUGUCAAUGCUAGCAACAGGAAUGCCAAGUACCUCCUACGGUUUGUCGUCACACCAAGAAUGGCCUCAACAUCAAGAGUCAGCACGGACAGAACAGAUGUAUUCACAGAAACAAGAGACAUCUUUGUCUGGUACCCAGUACAACAUCAGCUUCCAGCAGGGACCUUCCAUAUCACUGCAUUCAGGAUUACAUCACAGACCUGACAAAAUUUCUGAUCAUUCAUCCAUGAAGCAAGAAUAUACUCAUAAAGCAGGGAGCAGUAAACACCAUGGGCCAAUUUCUGCUACUCCUGGAGUAAUUCCUCAGAAAAUGUCUUUAGAUAAAUAUAGAGAAAAACGUAAGCUAGAAACCCUUGAUCUGGAUGUAAGAGAUCAUUAUAUAGCUGCCCAAGUAGAACAGCAACACAAACAUGUGCAGUCACAGUCAGCCAGCAGCAGUUCUGUUACUUCUCCCAUUAAAAUGAAAAUUCCCAUCACAAGUACUGAAAAACCUGAAAAAUACACAGCAGAUAAGAAGGAAAAGAGUGGAUCACUGAAAUUACGGAUUCCAAUACCACCUACUGAUAAGAGUGCUAGUAAAGAAGAACUGAAAAUGAAAAUAAAAGUUUCUUCCUCAGAAAGACACAGCUCUUCUGAUGAGGGCAGUGGGAAGAGCAAGCAUUCGAGCCCACAUAUUAGCAGAGACCAUAAGGAGAAGCACAAGGACCAUCCCUCAAACCGCCACCACCUCAGCAGUCACAAGCAUUCCCACUCACACAGUGGCAGCAGCAGCGGUGGCAGUAAACACAGUGCUGAUGGAAUACCACCCACUGUUCUGAGGAGUCCUGUCGGCCUGAGCAGUGAUGGCAUUUCCUCUAGUUCCAGCUCUUCGAGGAAGAAGCUGCAUGUCAAUGAUGCAUCUCACAACCAUCACUCCAAAAUGAGCAAAAGUUCCAAAAGUUCAGGUAGUUCAUCUAGUUCUUCCUCCUCUGUUAAGCAGUAUAUAUCCUCUCACAACUCUGUUUUUAACCAUCCCUUACCCCCUCCUCCCCCUGUCACAUACCAGGUGGGCUACGGACAUCUCAGCACCCUCGUGAAACUGGACAAGAAGCCAGUGGAGACCAACGGUCCUGAUGUCAAUCACGAGUACAGUACAAACAGCCAGCAUAUGGACUACAAAGACACAUUCGACAUGCUGGACUCGCUGUUAAGUGCCCAAGGAAUGAACAUGUAAUCAUUUGUUUAGGUCAAUUUUUCCUUUACUUUUUUAAUUUAAAAAUUGUUAGAAUGGAAAAUUUCCUCCUGAUCUAGCAGUGGUAACACCUGCUGUUGCUGCCACUGCAUCAAUAUUUGUAAGUGCUGCUUUAUUCUUCAUUCUGAAAAGAAGAGAUGAUAGUAAACAAGUCUUUAUCUCCACAUAUGAUAGUGUUAUAAAUACUGUAAAAGCAUGGAAGGUGCAAAACUCAGUAUUUCUACAAUUGCAGCUAAGAACAUUAGGAUGAAUGGCUGGCUGCUUCUAGGAAUAUAAGAUGCCUCAAGCAUUCAUUAUUUAUAAUUUGAAUACUGUAGCUAUUUUUUGUUGUUGUUGCUUGGCUUUUGAAUGAGUGUAAAUUGUUUUCUUUUGUGUAUUUAUACUUGUAUGUAUGAUUUGCAUGUUUCAAUGAUAAAGGGAUAAAACAGUAUACUGACAACUGUUUACAAGAAAGUGGAGAAAAAUGUACAUACAUUUUUGUAUGUUUAGAUAUUACCAUAAAUACUCAGGAUUGGAGCUGCUUGUAAGUAUAACAAUAUAACUUUAUUUUAUCUUGUCAGAGUCCAUCACUAAUCUAAAACAAAGGUGGCACUUUUUCAUGUUAACCUUAAACUCUAGGCCUUACUGGAAGCCACUGAAGGGGGGACACUUCACUACCAGAUGGAUAUGCAGUGCCACAGAUGGUCAUUUAUUUACACUGUGAGGCACUGAACUUUUGCCUUCAGAGCUUCUGACCAGGUUGGCUGCUGAAAUAGCCCCUAAUUUUCUGAAGGCUUGAAGAGGAAAAAACAAAGUUUACAUACUCUUGAUGUGAAGUGCAUUUGAAAUGUUUGUUGGCUUGUUGCAGUACUAUAAACACAGAGCUGUUAAUAAUGGUUAUGUAGAUUACUGUGAUUUGAAAACUAAAUCCACAAAACUUAUAUAGUGAAGAAUUAGUAGGUUUUUUUCUUAAUAAGGAACUUUAACACUACAUAUUUUAACAGUAAACAGGGAUUGCUUUUCCUUUAGUGUUCAGAAUGACACCAUAUUCUUAAACAUACUCCUCCCAUGAAGUGUGUGUGUGUGUGAUGCCAUAUUUCUUUUUCAGGUAAAUGCAGUCUUCCUUAUAGAAAUGAAAUUAAACCUGUUGUCUCUCAGUUCUUUUAUAUUCUAAAAAUAAAAAGAAAAGAUCACUGACUGUGCAUUGUACCUGUAUUUAUAGCUUAUGGUUGUUAUCAGGAAGCUCUGUGAGAAAAAGGGGUUAGCCUCCAAGUAAACAAACUAGUGGAGGUUUUACAUUUGUUUGCACAUCUCAGAAUAUUCCUGUUGAGGUCAAGUUUGCACAGUCAUCUAACUUCUGAACAAACAAUAGACUUUAACUUGUUUAAAAUCUGUCUUAAACACCAGUAAUGUGGCUCCGGUUUAUCAGCUAAUCUUGAAUUUAUUCUGUGGUAAAUCUUUGAGCUGUUGAGUGUCUAUAGAUGGGGUGAAUUCAACUUUCGUUGAACUGAAAACUGUCUUAAUUUUUUCUUCUAUGUAUAUGAAUUAUUUUUGUUACAAAGCCACUGAUAUGUGCACAAUUGUAAUUUUACUCAAGUAUGUUGCAGUUGUAAAUACUAGAGAGUUUAAUCUCGUGCUCUACCUUUAUUUAGCGAUUACCUAAUUUGCCAGUAGCUUUAUAAUCUUUUUUUAAGAUAACUGUUCAUUAUUUUGUCAAUGUUAUUUGAACUUAGGAUACUAGGAGCCUCUUUCUAGGGACUUCGCCUAGGUAGCAUGUCCUAACAUUUGUUCUUUGUCUUGCAUAACUUUAGUAAUCUUUGUCAUUACAUGUAACUUUGUUGCUCUGUAUGGCAUAUUAUUGUAUCCAUAAACAUGGUAAUUUUGAUACAGUUAUACUUUUACAGUGGUACAUAAUCCGAGGACUAGUAUAGAAUUAAGAUGAGUGCAAGAUGAGGGCGGGGAAGGGUUUUGUUCUUGGUAAUUUAGAUGUGAAACCUCUAAGGAGCUAUCAUGUGAAACGACAUAGGGUGGUCGUGCUACUGUAUAAUUGGGGAUGAUACCAGGAAUUUUAAUAAGAUUUUGUAAAGAAUAUCCAAAGUAGUGAACUUAUUUUCAGUAUGACAUAGAAAACAAUGUGAAUAUUUAAGGUCUGUGACUAUACUUAAACUUCACUAAGAAUUUGAAGAAUUGUUUUGAGAUGUGGGAAUAAAGGUAAUUUUGUUGAAUCUUUAUUGGUGCUAAUGAUGGACAGUUUAAAAGGUAGCUAGUAUAUAUUGUUAUGGGUCAGUACUUAUUAGUACUUCCAAAAUUGAAUUUGAAAUGCUAUGUAUUCACUUUCACUCUGUAAAUGUAAUUCUUUACAAUGACUUUAUUUAUUAAAGGGCAGCCAGUUGUAAUUUGUACAGGAUUGUGUGAGCUAUUCAAACUCUUUAACCUCUGAACAGGAUUAUAGGUUCUAAAACCACCAUGGGGAUGAAUAUGAAAAUCCUUUUACGUUUCAUUUCCAGUAAGUGAAAAACCCCUAUUACUCAUACUGCCAUUAAUUUGCUUUCCCCAUCUCAUUUGCAUAAAAUAGUUCAUCGGCUUGGUCCCAAUAGGCUCAACCAAAGAAAAAGACUCCAAUGAAUGGACAUUAUUUUUGAGUCUUCUUGUAAGUAGCCAUAAAUAAACCAAAAUAGUACAUCAAAUUUAGGUAUGAAAUUCCACAUGUGCAAAGUACUGUUAAGGUGAUUUACAUUUUUGAUGAGUUUUUUUUAAUAUUUGAAAUAUUAAAAAGCAUUAUCUUUAAACAUCCUUUAAAAGAGUGAUUCAUUUUUCAGUUGUCUUUUCCCUAGAUCAUAGCUUUGUUACCUUUAUGCAGAAGUACAUUGCAUAGAAAGGCUUUACUUCUACCUCUUUACAUAGUUUUCCAGUAUUGAGCUGUGCCCCCUAAAUAUAUGCCUUAGCUACUUAACAAUACGUUUUCAGAACCAAAAAGCAGAAAGAGUGUUUUUUUCACUGAAACAUUCUUGGAGGCCUGCUGUACCAAACUGGUACAAACUGGUGUACCAAACUGGAGAUAGUAUCCUUUAGUGGUAAGACCUUGCAAAAUGUCCCAAUUCCUUUUUGUUGUUGAACCUGAGGUUCAUUUCUUAGGUUUGUCUUUGAAAGCAGUUACAGGUGCAUCUUGAUCUGUCUCUGUCUCUGCGCAGGUGCAUUCUGAUUAGAGUUGUUGACUCCAGAUUUCUACCAUGAUAACAUCACUGGUGUCAUGUGGAAUGUCAUGAGAGGUGCUUGCAUGACUUUGUACCAACAGAUUAUAAUUAGGUAGACUACCUUAUCUUUUUUUUGGUCUGUCUUCCUUGACCUAAGGGAAUGACUUCAGAGAACCAAAUUUUGAAUGUUUUUGUUAGUUACCAAUUGCCUUUCCUAGCAUUUUAAGCACAUUUUUCAGUUAUAUUUGAGUAUUUAAAUUGAUGGGUUUUAUAUCUUAACUAGCCUUAGAAAUAAACCACUGCAUACUUAUGCAUGACUUGUAUACUGUAGAAGUAUCUUGGGCGAAUUAGAUAGGUUAGGGUAUUUUGCAUUCACUGUGGAAAUAAGGAGGGUUUUGUUUUGUUUUGUUUUGUUUCAUUUUAACAUGAUAGUAGCUCUAUAGGAAGACAGUUAUAUUCUCAAAAUAUCACCAUUUUCAAAUUUUAUCUAAACAGUAAGUAGUUGUUUCUUAGCUACUACUAUGCAUAAAUUGCUGGGUGACUUAAGAUCUCUGCUGAGAAAAAUUUGAGAGCUCUUGUGAAGAAUCUUUGAUUUAGCAAUCUCGCUCAAGAGGCUUUCUUGGGAGCCAAUAGGGUUCACUAACUGUAUUUACUCAGAUGAAAGAUCAGUGAGUCCCCCAUCAGGAAACUUGUGUUAACUGAGCUCACAAUAUGAUACUUGAUAAUCUUGUGUGCCCUUGUAUUUAUUUAUGGUAGGCUGAUUUAGAUUGGGAGCUUUGCAUUGGAAAACAGCACAUUCUGUCUUCUGCCCUCCAAGUUACAAUAGCAGCUAAUUUGAGAAUUACAGUUAUUCAAAUAUCUGAAAUUUGAUUGCUGUAAACCAGAUUAGAAGUGAGCUUGUUUUGUAAGGGAAGUUUGCCUUUGUAGUUGAGAUGAUCUUGCCAGUGGGUCUGGAAUGUUCAGUGUUUUAGUCUGAUUGACCAUGCAUCCAUUUUUUUAUUCCACAAUGACAGUUUGGGCAAAGCCAGCUUUUGCUUCUGUGACUCCUUUUUUUCUAUUCCAUAUAAUUUUACUAGUAUCUAUUUUCGCCUGACAGGUUCUUUUAGAAUAGGCUGAUAAGCAAGGUAUAUUGAAGGUUGUAUGGCUAGGAGUAAUUCUGUUUUAAUAAAGGUGAGUUUACCCAUUCACUGUGAUCCUUUAACCCCAAAGGAAAUUCUGAGGGCUAAUUUCCCUUAUUUCCAACUUUUGGGAGGAAGCCGCACUUAAAACCUGUUUAGUAGUUGGUUUGAUUUGCCUGUUGUUUAAUAAUGAGUACAUUCUUUAAAGGUGUGUUUUUCCAGCAGCUUCACUUGGUUUGACAAACUUCACCUGACUCAUUUGUUGUCUGCUCUGAUUAGGAUUUUGUUUUCUGAAUAUACUCAGAACCCCCAAGGACUAUUGAAUAGGAUGUUUGCUGAUAGAAAAUCAAAAAUCGGAACGUGUGUGUGUGGCAUGAAUUUGAUUAGUUACUGAAUUUCAGUGCAGUAUCUGUUACGAGGAAUUAUUAAUAAAAUUUGUUUAUUGAAAAUGUAAAUCCAAGAUUCUAGUAUGUGUUGUUAAUGUGAAUCAUAAGUAACUUUCAGGCCCUGGGAAAUACAGGAAAUAAGGUCUUAAUGUGUUUCUCUUUAUCUGAGUAACUCCAUAAAUCUUCACGGAGUGUGGCCUUUGAGUUCGUUCAGGUUGUCUGUAUUCCACUCUCAGACUCACCACUUGGUAGCUGAUUUUCUUGGGUGAAUUACUUGACUUUGUGCCUUGAUUAUCUUACCUGCAAAAUGUACACAUUCAUAGGGUUGUGAGGUUUAAGGUUUGAACGAUCACAGAAGGCUGAAUAGAAUAGAUGGCAUUAACGAGAUUUUUGAUAGUGAUAUACUCUAGCUAUUAGAGGGCAUGAUGGAACCCAGUCCAGGUGCAUUAAACUUGGGUGUGUAUUAAACUGCAUGCCUACUGUUUUCCAGAAUUUAAGUUGUUCAUUCUAAUUCAUACUUUGGGGUUUUCUUGGUUAAACUGUUGCAUCACUUCCCCAAAAAGCAAAGAGAAAUUGCGAUUAUCUGAAAGGGGAAUUAUUCAUGAAAAAAUAUUUAAUCAUAAACUGCUUUAUUAUUGCUGCUCUCCAACCCUUGCCUUCUCCACCGAUUUGCCCGUACCUUCCACUUGAAAGAAAAUUGAAGCCAUGCAGUGGCUUUAAUAAAAUAAAAUUAGGAUAGAAAAGUUGCUUUCUCUAAAAUGCAUCUUAAGCCUAAAUGUAAAAUAAAUGUUUUGAAAUCAA